Molecule: messenger RNA, 2304 nt
Organism: Brassica napus (rape)
Lineage: Eukaryota; Viridiplantae; Streptophyta; Magnoliopsida; Brassicales; Brassicaceae
Exons: 1
Coding region: 37-1395 (452 amino acids)
Source: RefSeq, a predicted model, not a curated record
AAGCCUAAGAAGGAAGUGAAUUAGCAACUAAAACUAAUGACGGCUAGGGCUCCAGAAGGCGAUUUUAGGGUUUUGGGUGAGGAGAGAAAAGAUGCUACUAUAAUGGAGAUCGGAGAGAAGGGAAGACCGCCAGGAGAGCCACCAGAUGCUCCUGGUUCUUGGGUGAGGAAAGUCGUGGAGGGGAACGCGGGAGGGAUGCUUGUUCCGGAGGAUGUGGUGGAUGAAAGAUUUGUGGAGUCAAGAUUGAGUUUGGAGUUUCCGAACGGUGAAGAUGGAGAACCGGUGAUAACGAUAGGAGAGGAGGUGUUGACGGCUAUGAAUAGUCUCUGGAAGAGAUGUAUGAUUGUUAGGGUUCUGGGGAGAAACAUCCCGAUUUUGAGUUUGAGUCGAAAACUAAAGGAGUUAUGGAAGCCCAAAGGAUCGAUGUUUGUUAUGGAUCUCCCCAGGAACUUCUUUAUGGUACGAUUUGAGUUGGAAGAGGAGUACAUGGCUGCUUUAUCAGGCGGUCCAUGGAGAGCGUUUGGGAGUUAUCUUAUGGUGCAAGCAUGGUCUCCUGAAUUUGACCCGUUGAAUGAUGAGAUAGUUACGGUGCCGGUUUGGGUUCGUUUAUCACGUAUCCCAGUGAAUUUCUACCACAAGACGAUACUGAUGGGAAUAGCCAAGGGGUUAGGGUGGCCGAUCAACGUGGACUUGACAACCCUGAAGUUCGAAAGAGCUAGAUACGCGAGAAUUUGUGUGGAGGUAAAUCUCAACAGGCCAUUGAAAGGGACUGUGAUGGUGAAUGGUGAGAGGUACUUCGUCUCAUAUGAAGGAAUUUCAGCUAUUUUCUCGACAUGUGGUAUGUAUGGACACCUAGUUCACGCAUGUCCACGAAACGUCAAAGAGCAAACUCUUGUUCAUGUGCCUAAUCCAGUAACUACAACGCGUGAGAGUACUGAAGCUACAGGAAUGGAAACAGAAUUUACUCAAGUGAGGCAGGCGAGGAGGAAGCCUGAGCAACAGAGACAUACGAGAAGAUCUAUUGGCAAAAACGAUGGCAGAGUUAUGGGGGGAGGGAAGACACAAGUGUUACGUAAAGAGGGAGUACUGGAGGAGAUAAGGGUGUCAAAUCGGUUUGGAGGAUUAGAGGAAGAGGAGGAGAUGGAGGAGCGAGUGGAGGAGGUUGUGAGAGAAGCGGCAAAUAAAGAGAACGAGAAUAAUAUGAAUUCAAAUUCUGGAGGUUCUAGAAGAGUGCAUGGGAAGGCUAUGACGUUUGUCUCAGCUGGGAAGAAAGGGGAUCAGUCUAUAAUCCGAUUGGGCCCUAAGGAAAGAAAGGCAACAAACCUGAGAAGCCCAAAUCAAAAAUUGUUGGGCCCACGGGUGGACUUGUGUAUGGCCCAACUAGAGGUGAGAUAGACUUGUCGGUGAGUGGGAAAAGAUUGCGGGUUGAGAAAGAGAGUGUUGGCCGCCCUGGUGGUGCUUUCACUGGAGAUGGGGAACUUGAUGAGAACGAGAAGAGUUCUGAUCACGCCGGUGAACAGCGGAGCAUACAGGCGCAUAUUGAAAUGGCGGAGACUCCUCUCAUGGAUUUGGAACCCAGCGGGGGUCAAGUGGGAGAAAUCUCGACGAGCGUGGAGGCAUAACAAUUUACCCCGGUGAUUCUAGUUAUCGUUUAUAAAGAUUUGAUGAAGUGCAUUCUUUGGAAUUGACGGGGGGGGGGGGCAAAUAAACCUCAGUUUCGCAGAUCAAUCCGCUAUUUGGUGAAAAAGUUCAGUACAUAUAUCCUUGCUGUCUUCGAGACUCAUGCUGGUGGAGCAGCUGCGGACCGAAUUUGUAAGGGAUUGUGUUUUGAAAACUCAUUUAGGGUUGAUGCGUGUGGUCAGAGUGGUGGAUUAUGGCUGUUAUGGAGGUCGGAGAUAGGAUUGCUUUAGGUUGUUAAGUCUUCAGAUCAGUUCAUCUAUGCUAGAGUAGGGAGUGGGAUAGAGGUGAUUAACUUGAUAGUCGUGUAUGCUGCUCCUACACUGUUGGGGUCAAAAACGGUUACUACGAAGUUAACGUCCAAAUCCCCGAAGAAGAAAAACGUAGAAACCUUCUUCGACAAAUACUUUUUCGUAAUAGACUCCUCUUUACGAAAAGCUUUGCGGAAGAAACGCGAGUCAUCGAACAACAGCUCGAAAAGGAUCGCUACGCAGCAACAGAACACACGUUUUGCUCGGUCGCUACGUAGCAGCCGAGUUCGAGCCAAAGCUCGGUUGCUACAUAGCGAACGAGCCCGAGCCAAGGCUCGGUCGUUACGUAGCGACCGGGCUCGAGAAGGAGCUCGGU